This is a messenger RNA of Schistosoma guineensis, 862 nucleotides long. The record is from the annotation of a GenBank genome assembly. NCBI's taxonomy places the organism in Eukaryota, Metazoa, Platyhelminthes, Trematoda, Strigeidida, Schistosomatidae.
GUUUUCUUCAAUUCGGUUUUCGAUGAUUUGUAAUUCAUGAAUAAUAAUGGAAUGCAGGAUGCGCGUUUCGUCCUAUUUGAGCUUCGUCAACUGGAUCUACAUAUAUCCCACAGUUAAUAUUCAGUUCGGGACUCGAACCCAAAAUCGGUCGUAUCAAACAUCAUUACGUUAUCUACCUAACUACUGAGUCCUGAUAGCCACGAGUUGGUGUAAUGAGCAUAGAAUGGAAUCAAACGUUGUUGAUUUAGAUGGUACUAAUGAAUGUAAUAAUAUAAGUAAACGAAUUAAAAUUAUUUUGGUGGGUAAUUCAAAUGUUGGCAAAUCAAGUUUAUUAAAAUCAUUCACUAAAGGAUCUGAUGAAAAUGAACCAGUCUCUACAAUUGGUACCGAUUUAAAAUUAUAUGAAAUGAGAUUGAAUGGUGAAUUAAUUAAACUUUACAUUUGGGAUACAGCUGGUACAGAAAGAUUUAAAAAUCAUAUGUCUCCAUCAUAUUUUCGUCAUGCACAAGGUGCUUUAGUAGUUUAUGAUGUUGGUUGUCAAAAAAGUUUUGAAGAAUUAAACACAUGGGUUAAAAUGAUUGAACAAUAUUCUGGUAGUAGAUUAGUUAAAGUCAUUAUUGGUAAUAAAAAUGAUUUACCAGCACGUGCUAUAUCUAUGCAAAAAGCUGAAGAAUAUGCUAAAAGUAUUAAUUGUGUAUAUUUGGAAACUAGUGCAAAAACUGGUCUUCAUGUUAGACAAGCAUUCGUUACAUUAGUACAUAUGAUUAUCGAAAAAAAUUCCAAUCAAUUAAGUGUUAAGGAGAAUAAUGUUGUUUUACGUGAAAAACCUACAAAACAUAAAGCUCAGUGUUGUCAUCAUUAA